Vicugna pacos (alpaca) is the source of this 1521-nucleotide messenger RNA. RefSeq names its product glycolipid transfer protein (gene GLTP). Gene Ontology annotation, cellular component: cytoplasm; cytosol; membrane. Gene Ontology annotation, molecular function: ceramide 1-phosphate binding; ceramide 1-phosphate transfer activity. Lineage: Eukaryota; Metazoa; Chordata; Mammalia; Artiodactyla; Camelidae. Gene Ontology annotation, biological process: ceramide transport; intermembrane lipid transfer. The record is from RefSeq and is a predicted model, not a curated record.
CUCGAGGCGGUGUCCCACCUGCCGCCCUUUUUCGAUUGCCUCGGCUCUCCAGUGUUUACUCCCAUCAAGGCGGACAUAAGUGGCAACAUCACAAAAAUCAAAGCUGUGUAUGAUACCAACCCAGCCAAGUUCCGGACCCUGCAGAACAUCCUGGAGGUGGAAAAGGAAAUGUACGGAGCAGAGUGGCCCAAAGUAGGGGCCACACUGGCACUGAUGUGGCUGAAGAGAGGCCUCCGCUUCAUCCAGGUCUUCCUGCAGAGCAUCUGUGACGGCGAGCGGGACGAGAACCACCCCAACCUCAUCCGCGUCAACGCCACCAAGGCCUACGAGAUGGCCCUCAAGAAGUACCACGGCUGGAUCGUGCAGAAGAUCUUCCAGGCAGCCCUGUACGCAGCCCCGUAUAAGUCCGACUUCCUGAAAGCGCUCUCCAAGGGCCAGAACGUGACGGAGGAGGAGUGCCUGGAGAAGGUCCGCCUCUUCCUGGUCAACUACACGGCCACCAUCGACGUCAUCUACGAGAUGUACACCAAGAUGAACGCUGAGCUCAACUACAAGGUGUAGGCGUGCCCGGCGGCGACCACCCCGGCCCCACGGCCACGCGCAGAAGCAGGCACACCUGAAUCACUGUGAAUCCAGCUGGCCGCCCCAGCCGGCAGCGGCGCCCCCAAGAGCGGCCCCGAAUAGGACCACGGUCUUCAAGGGGCCAGCCCUGGUUUUUAAAGUCAUUUUUUGGGGUCUAACCUGGAGCAAUAAAUAGCGAUCUUACUUCCGAAUCUCCUUUGAAUUUCACAACAGCACAGGCUGACUUUGUACCUUCAUUUCAGUCUGGCAAAAAUCGAUUAAUGUUUCUAAUAAAUCAAGUCCUAGGGUUUUUUGGCUUUUUGUCCCCCCAACGCAGGGCAUGACUCUGGGGGGACUGGUGUCAGACACCUCACUUUAAAAAUAGUCACGUGUCCUUCUGAGGAUCUGACUGAACGAUGUAUGGGGUAUUUUAAGGACCAUGAGGCGUUUGAUUUGAAAUUAUGCAGGGACCCUAUUGCAGGAUUUUUUUUUUAAAGCAAACUGGUGUGUGUUCUCAUGUGGUUUGCACAGCCAGACCUCACAGCACUGUCAUUAGAGAGCCUGCUCUUUCUUCCUGUCUUUUGCCAGACAGUGUUUUUAUAGCUGAAACCAACCAGCAAGCCUUUGAUGACAAAGGAGGGGAGGUUAUUUUAAAGCUGUCAGGCACAAAUAAUUGAUCACAGACGACUGCAUAACUGUUUUCUUCAGGGACAGCUUUUCCAACCUAAGAAACUACCUACCACGUGCGAGGGGGAGUGGAUGAACCCAAGACCAUGCCUUGUUGCCUUAACUGUCCUUCCUGGCGCUAAAAAGAGCUGUAUUUUUAAAGUGUUGGGGCGAUCAAUGCAAACCUCUCCCCAAAGAAUCAAUGUGUGUGAAAAACCCAAUGAGGAACAAUUGGUGAUUUUUAUGCAGAAACUAAAUAAUCCUCAAUAAAUAAAUCUCUAUUUUGGAAUCACA